UAUGUGGGGUUGGCUAUUACCCAUUUGUGAAAAGCAUAGGAGAAUCUCUUUCAACAAGGCAAAAGUCCCUUUUCACUUUCCCAAAACUCCACACUUGAAAUAAAAAGAGGAAAAAACAUUAACACUGAAAAAGAAAAGAUGGGAUUGCUCUUUCAGGACAGAAGGAGCUGUUGUUCUUGUUCUUAGAUCUUUUUCCCCAAGCUUCUUUCUUUACCGGAUGGGAUUUUUACGUUGCACCUUACUUACUACUAUUAUAUGUUUAAUAUUUAAAAGGGGUUUGCCUUUUUUCUACAUAGCUUGUUGGUAGGUGGUUAUGGCUUUCUUUGAUGAUCGGCCUAAGAAGAAGAAGCUCCCACCAGUACUUGGUAUCACAAAAAAGUCAUCUGAGAGAUUGUUGGUUCAUGGAACCAGUCUUGCUUCUGUUGAAUCUCUCUCCUUGCCUCUUGUUCAGGAAAUUGUUCUCUCUGCCGAUAUUGGUUGCAGUGAGUGUCAGAAGAGAAUUGCUGAGAUAAUGUCAAGAAUGAGUGAGACAGAGUCUGUAGUGGUGAAUGUAUUGGACAAGAAGGUUACACUCACUUGUAGAUAUCCCAUGAAUGUUGCCAAACUACCAGGUCGCCAAGUCCCUGCCAUACAAAAAAACUCUUUGAACAAAAUGGCAUUGCUCAGAUGGAUUUUCAGGCCUUCCGGCGGUUGAUAUUCGCGGUUUGGAAUUUGUAAAAAAUAAUAUCUUCACUCACCCUGAUAAUUUGUACUUCUGAUUGCCUUAUUGACCAUGUAUAUGAAUCUGAUUCCCAGAUAAUGAAAUUCAGUAUGGAUGUGUACUAAUCAGCUGUUGUGUCUGGUUUUUUCUUUGAAUGAAAAAAAAGUCUUGUGCUAGUA
Messenger RNA from Humulus lupulus (European hop), 879 nucleotides. RefSeq lists its product as uncharacterized. The transcript is spliced from 3 exons. Lineage: Eukaryota; Viridiplantae; Streptophyta; Magnoliopsida; Rosales; Cannabaceae. Bases 314 to 694 code for a protein of 126 amino acids. The record is from RefSeq and is a predicted model, not a curated record. Gene Ontology annotation, molecular function: metal ion binding.